This is a messenger RNA of Microtus oregoni (creeping vole), 417 nucleotides long. It is a transcript of the gene Ly6l, whose product is annotated as lymphocyte antigen 6 family member L. The transcript has 3 exons. Lineage: Eukaryota; Metazoa; Chordata; Mammalia; Rodentia; Cricetidae. Gene Ontology annotation, cellular component: plasma membrane. The record is from RefSeq and is a predicted model, not a curated record. The coding region runs from base 1 to 417 and encodes 138 amino acids.
AUGACCUGGCUACUCCUGGCGCUCUGGGCGUCCCUGGGGUCAGUGGAGCUUGCCCAAGACUGGGCGACUAGGGAGUCAGCCAGAAACCUGAGCUGCUUCCAGUGCUUCAAGGUCCACGAGCCCCGCAUGUGUAGGCCCAGGAUGUGCCAACCAGAGGAAAAAGUCUGCCUGAGCAACGAGGUGUUAAUUUACUCAAGAACAAGGAGCAGAACACAGAUCAGCAAGGCCUGCGCUACCACAUGCCCCAACUCCAACAGUGUGUAUGAGUGGGAAGUGAACAAAGGAAUUCAGGCCAGGAUCACCAGAGUAUGCUGCUCAGGGAAUCUCUGCAAUAGAGCACCUGGCGCUGUGUUCAGGACCCUGCCAGGGAGGAUCCUGCUGCCACUGGGUCUGGGCCUCUUCUGCACCCUGUUGUGA